Entrophospora candida is the source of this 224-nucleotide messenger RNA. Lineage: Eukaryota; Fungi; Glomeromycota; Glomeromycetes; Entrophosporales; Entrophosporaceae. The record is from the annotation of a GenBank genome assembly.
ACGUUGCAAAGAAAAACAGAUUGCCAUGGAGUGUUGCUAAAGGAUUUGACACAUUUACGCCAAUUGGAGAUUUUAUACCGAAAAAAGAGAUAAAAGAUCCUUCAAAUAUCAAUGAUGAGGUAAAGCAAAAUGGAAACACAAAAGAUAUGAUAUUUCCCAUACCAAAAUUGAUACAAUUCAUUAGAACUCCAUCAGGCGUUGGACCUAUAAAAUCAGGACAAAUU